This is a messenger RNA of Diaporthe amygdali, 1557 nucleotides long. Its product is annotated as transporter. Gene Ontology annotation, biological process: allantoate transport; dipeptide transport; transmembrane transport. Gene Ontology annotation, molecular function: dipeptide transmembrane transporter activity; allantoate transmembrane transporter activity. The record is from RefSeq and is a predicted model, not a curated record. The coding region runs from base 1 to 1557 and encodes 518 amino acids. Gene Ontology annotation, cellular component: plasma membrane. The transcript has 2 exons. NCBI's taxonomy places the organism in Eukaryota, Fungi, Ascomycota, Sordariomycetes, Diaporthales, Diaporthaceae.
AUGUCCUCCGAAGACACAAACAAGAACGAGAUACAAAAUGAGCAGCAUGGAGCAGACAUUAUACGGACCGUCACAGAUGUCGACGAGGGCGUCAUCGAAGACAAACCACAGAACACCGACGCAGACCCCGCCCUCCACUUCAUUGGCGGCGAGGAGGUCGAGUACACGCCCGAAGAAGAGCAAAGCGUGCUGCGCAAGAUCGACUGGGCCUUGAUGCCGAUGCUGUGCUGGAUUUACGCGCUCCAGUUCGCCGACAAGACAUCUCUCAACUACUCCUCUCUGAUGGGCAUCCGCGAGGACACCCACUUGGACCCCAGCAGCCAGGAAUACAGUUGGGUUUCGAGCAUCUUUUAUGCUGGUUACAUCGCAUGGGAGUUUCCUACCACCUACCUGCUCCGCGCUCUUCCGCUGGGCAAGUACACAUCGGCCAACAUCAUCAUGUGGGGCCUGGUACUCACAUUCCACGUCUUUGCCGCCAACUAUGCAGGCCUUCUGGUCCUCCGCUUCUUCCUCGGUGCCCUUGAGGCCACAGUCACACCCGCCUUCAUCAUCCUGACCUCGGCCUGGUACAAGAAAAACGAACAAGCCACACGCGUGGGCUUCUGGCUCAGCUGCAACGGACUGGCCCUGCUCGUGGUCGGUCCCAUCGCCUAUGGCCUCUCCGGGGUCACUGAUGCCAAGAUCGCUACGUGGAGAAUCCUAUAUCUCGUCUUCGGCAUCCCGACUGUCCUCACUGGUGUCAUUUGCUGGUUCUACAUGCCUGACAACCAGAUCAACGCCCGCUUCCUGAACCGCCGCGAGAAGCUCAUCGCCAUUGAACGUAUCCGAGUCAACUUCCAGGGUAUCGGCAGUCGCAAGUGGAAGUGGUCCCAGUUCUUUGAGGCCUUCCGUGACCCUCGUACUUAUCUCUACGUGCUCUUCUCCCUGCUCAUGAACAUCCCCAACGGCGGCAUCACCUCCUUCGGCUCCAUCGUUAUCAACUCCUUUGGCUUCAGCGACCGGCUAUCCUUGCUGCUUAACAUGCCCACUGGCGUGGUUGAUAUUGCAUGCAAAUUGGGCUUCACCUACCUGUCAGACCGGUUCAUGGAUCGCUCCCUCUUUGCAUUCAUCGCCAUCCUCAUUCCUAUGAUCGGUGGCAUCAUGAUGAUCGCAAUCCCCCUCUCAGCCCCAGCCGCGCUGUUGAUUGGCUACUAUUUCAUUGGCGCUGCCGGUUCCGCCUGGUGCCUGGUCAUGGUCAUGAUCUCGAACAACACUCUGGGCUACACCAAGAAGGCCACCGUUAACGGCCUCCAGAUCCUCGCCUAUGCCGCUGGCAACUGGAUUGGUCCUCAGACCUUCCGCUCCACCGAGAAGCCUACUUACUAUCAUGGGAAAAUGAUGGUUUCCGUAAUGUAUGGCAUUUCGGCCCUCGUCAUCAUCGCAAUCCGUGUCAUCAAUAUACUAGAGAACAGGCGCCGCGACAAGAAGGCCCUCGAGCAGCCCGAGACUAACUCUACUGGUACCGAGUUCCUAGAUCUGACGGACUUCGAGCAGCCUAACUUCCGAUACAUGUUGUGA